Messenger RNA from Galdieria sulphuraria, 2486 nucleotides. RefSeq names its product glutamyl-tRNA synthetase. Lineage: Eukaryota; Rhodophyta; Bangiophyceae; Galdieriales; Galdieriaceae. Bases 18 to 1829 code for a protein of 603 amino acids. Gene Ontology annotation, biological process: glutamyl-tRNA aminoacylation. The record is from RefSeq and is a predicted model, not a curated record. The transcript is spliced from 5 exons. Gene Ontology annotation, molecular function: glutamate-tRNA ligase activity; tRNA binding; ATP binding.
AAGAAUUUUUGCUUUCAAUGUCUUUAAAGUUCCAUAUCAGCAAUAGUAACUGCUGCGGAAACUUCUAUUCAGAUAAAAUACGUUCCUGGCCAACUCCAAAAGGAGUCACUUGGAGCCCACUAUCUUCGCGUUUUCGAGUAAGAGGGUGGAGAAAGUUCGCUUCAUCUGUUGGUGUCGUACGCCUAUUGUCUCUUCUUCACGAUACUUCUCAAACAGAAGGUCGAGAUCAGAGUUCUUAUAAUAGUAUCGAGACACCUCCCAUUCAAGAAGUCCUUCAGCGACCCGUUCGAGUACGAUUUGCUCCUUCUCCUACUGGUCAGUUACACGUAGGAGGAGCAAGAACAGCACUGUUUAACUGGCUACACGCAAGGAAGCAUAGUGGCAUAUUUAUGCUGAGAAUAGAAGACACGGACCUGAGUCGCUCAACCAGGGAGAACGAAGAAUCGUUACUGCGCGACCUUAGAUGGUUGGGACUGGACUGGGAUUAUGGUCCAGAAGGAGUCACGAACAAUAGUAAUCUGGAAGAAUUGAAAAAACUUGGGCCUCUGAGGCAGUCAGAAAGAGGAUUCAUUUAUAAAAAGUACGUUGAAAAGCUGCACUCGGAAGGCUUUGUAUAUCCUUGCUUUUGUUCAGAAGAAGAAUUGGAAAGACAAAGGAUAGAGAUGGAAGCAAGUGGUCAAACACCUAAGUACGCUGGAACAUGUCGUCAUUUAACUCCAACAGAGAUUGAAAAGCAAAUAGCAGCUGGAGUUCCUUAUGUUUUUCGUUUCAAGGUACCCAAAGAUACCAAAAUAGUACUUCAUGAUAUUGUUCGUGGUGAUGUUGUUUGGGAUGCGGAAGCUACUUUCGGUGAUUUCAUCGUCAUGAGAAGUAAUGGUGUACCAGUUUAUAACUUUUGUGUAGCUAUAGACGACGCCCUGAUGGAAAUUUCUACGGUGAUCAGAGCAGAAGAACAUUUGACAAAUACCGUUCGUCAGAUUCUCGUCUUGCACGCAUUAGGUUUCCCGUUGCCAAGUUAUGCUCAUUGUUCACUUAUACUUGGGGAGGAUAGAACGAAGUUAAGUAAGAGACAUGGGGCAACUUCCGUGAAUCAGUUUCGAUCAGAGGGAUACCUUCCAGAAGCUUUGAUAAACUAUUUGGCUUUACUUGGUUGGCACGAUGGAACGGAACAAGAGUUUUAUUCUCGAGAAGAAUUGACAAAAUCUUUUAGUUUGUCAAGAUUGUCAAAGGCUCCUGCCGUUUUUGAUAUCGAAAAGCUGCGCUGGAUGAAUGCGAGAUAUUUGCGUUCGUUACCUAUUGAGAAAUUGAGAACUGUAAUAAGUGAACGUCUAAAAUUAGCACACCUGUUGUAUUCUCAUGUGGAUAGUUCUGAUUCUUUGACUGAAAUGAUUGCUGAAGUGACUCGAGAUAGCGUUGAGUUAACUUCAGAUUAUGAGUAUCAGGUGACUAGAAUAUUUUCCUAUCCACUUGAAGAAACUGUGCAGUCUGGUGAAGCUGCAGAAUUAUUGACAAAGGAAGGCGGUUUCUAUGAGUUGUCUGAAGUUAUUGUUCGCUCCUUUAAAGAUGGCACUUUUCCAUGUGGUGAGAAUGAGAAUCAUCGUGUCUUGUGGAAGGAGUGGAUCAAGUGCGUUAGUAAAGAAACAAAACGUAAAGGAAAGCAUUUGUUUCAUCCAGUUCGUUUAGCUUUAACAGGAAAGAUGAGUGGACCUGAUGUUGGAGAUGUAAUACGAAUUUUGUCACUAGCCAAAGGCAAAAGUGAUAAGUUUGUGCCCUUAGAACAAAGGAUAAGGAUCCUAGAGAGUUUUCUUGCAAGAAUGCAACAGUUGUAGUUUUCUGAUCAUCAAAAAGGAAAUUUUCGAGAACUGGUAAUCUUUCUCUGAAGAGCUUCAUUAUCGAAUAGGUUGUGCAAAUGAGAGCGAUUAUUCAACUCGGCAAAUAAACUGUGAGGACUUUUGUCAAGCUUAUUCCUACUAAAGAACACAACUUUAAGUUGGACUCCUUCCAAUUCAAAUAUAUCAAAUGUAAGGAGUAUUCUAUAACCAGAUUCACUCAAAAAAUUUAUUGGAUAACAUAUCAAGUUAGACUAUUGAGGUAGCUAGUUAAUAUCAACGUAUACUAAUCAACAGUCUCCAGAAAGUCGAGUUACUAUAAGCGCCAUUAUUUAUUCUGAUGGAUACACAUUUUAUAUCAACUCUUUCAAAACAAGUUUCUUUGAAAAAUCCAACUUCACUGUUCGAGUUGCAUCGACACUACUGACGUUUUAGUACUGCAUUGAAGAUGCUGUCAGACGUUUACAGUUUUGCGAGAGAAAUAUUAUGAAAACUUAUUGGCUUUGUGAAAGCUACUACAGAAAGGACAAGGCCACCACUGCAAAAUAUAUUUGUCAGACAAAAAUCGAUCUCCAACAACCUGCCCCACUGGUAUGACAACUAUACAGCGAUUUCCACUUCGUUUUGAGUCUCAGGAAUAUAAGAUGAAGUUAAACU